GCACACCGCGGGGAUGAGUCGCCUCCCCGCCGCGCAGGGUGUCGUCUCACCGCCCUGGUGAACUGGAAGCAGAGACCGUGCAGGACCUCAGCCCUGUUUGCUGCAGCCAACACGGUGUUCUGGUUUGUGGCCCUCAGCUCGGUCCGAGCCUAUGGCCUCCUGGCCAUCCUGCUGGCUCUGCUGCUCAUCACGGCGACAGCCAGAGACAUUGCUCGGUCCAGAGCCUGUGAUGACGGAGCUCGCUUGUGGCGCAGGCUGACUGCAAGGUGGGAGAUCAUUGACUCAGGCCAGGACCGCCAGUCCAGGACUGGACCUCAGCUCAGCGACUCCCUCAGAGUCUUCCUCCAAGAGACAUCGGCUUUCAAACAACAAAGCCCAGGCAAGUUUUGCCUGCUGGUCUGCAGUUUGUGCACCUUCUUUGCCGUCUUAGGACGCUACAUUCCAGGGGUUGUUAUAUCAUAUAUUCUAGUGCUGGGCGUUUUCCUGUGGCCUCUGAUUUCAUCUCAUGAGGUCAGAUUGUGGCUGGAGCCAGUUCUACAGAAGCUGGACUUUGGCAUCGGGGAGAUCCUUCAGAAAAUCAAAAGGAAGCAUGAGCAGAGAGUCAUCCAGGCCCAGACUGAGAAAGAGGGCAUCGAGUCAGACCUCUCCUCCAUGUUUCCCAAGCUUGACUCCACAGCGUGUAAGGAAAUGUCUGUGUCGGACACAGAGGUGUCUGACGUGACGUGGACGGACAACGGAACUUUCAAUCUGUCAGAAGGACACACACCACAGACUGAGAACUCAGAGGACCUCGACAGAGAAGAAGUGUUCACUGGUGGCCUCCCAGAAUUCCCUUCACUUGACAACGGGGCAACGACCAAUGGCGAUGACGAUGAUGACCUAAGUCUCGGCCUUCCCUCGCCUCCACCUCAGCCCCAGCAGCCAAUCAAAUCCAAGCAUACACCUUCUCACGAAGACCAACUCACUGACAAAGCACUGGAAUUGGUCAGCCAGAUGGCAGGAGAUGUCAUCACCGCCGCAGUCACAGCCGCCAUCCAUGAGAGAAUAGUAGCAGCUGUCAGCUUUACUGCGCUGAGUGAAGACUCGAUGCGGUCCAGACUCCCAGAAUCCACCAGGCUACUGGAGUUGGCUGAGGAGUCGGACAGUGAGGUGGAGGACUUUGAGCUGCUGGACCAGUCGGAGCUGGAACAACUAGAGGGGGAGCUGGGACUGGGAGAGGAGAAGGCCCAGGCCAAAGAGGAGGCUCAGGAAAGGAGUGACAAGCCGGUCACCUCUGGAUUCCUCUCCAAACUCCUGAGACGCCACUGAUUGAUGAAAGGUAUGGUUGACAAGAGAGGAGGACAGGUUACAAGUGACUGACCUAGCAUCUGGGACACCUCACGUUGUCCUGACAAAAAGAUGACGCUGUUAUUCCUUCUCUCACCGGGUUUGACAUCCCCUACGACAUGUGCUGUGACAUUCACCAAUAGGAACAGAGGGGGCAUCACUCACCAGUGUCAGUAGAAUACACAGUUAACAAUUAUGUUGCUCUAAUGGAGGUAUCCAAGCUGUGCAUGUUUCUAAUAGGUUUGGAGAGAUGUGUCUGAGCAGAAGAAAGGACGGGUGAGAACAUUUUACUGGAAACAUGGAGGGUGUCUCUGCCUGUGCCAUCUGUAUGUGUCACUGCAUAUUUAAUUAUUUAACUAUGUAUUUACAGUAGUUCCCUGUUAUGUGCCUACAGUUUUCACCGGUACUGCCCUGAGGAAGCUCAGAGCAUAUUGAUUAGCCUACUGUGUUAACAUGGAUGGACUCUGGACAGAUGAUGUAUAGUGUCUUCCCAUAAUAGACAUUUGCUACAUAAUCUUUAAUUAUUGUUUCGCUACAUAAAGAUGCAUAAGACAGUUAAGCUGUGGCUGAUGUGUAGCUUUUGUCCUUGGAAAUAGUCGUUAAACUAAAAAUGAACUCAAGGUUUCCUUAAGUUCUGUCAGACCUUUUAGCCACAUCUCAAAGCCUUGUGUUUUCAUGUGUUCUGCUGUCAUGGAGUGUACUGAAGAAGUAUUUGAAAAUAAAUACUUAAUUUGUAUACUGUAUGUAAGUGAUAUAUUAUUAGUAAAAAAAUAUUUUUUAUUCCUUUACAACUGUCUUAUGUUAUUUUAUCAGCCAUUUGUUAUUUGUUUAUAUACUUAAAAUGACCUUAUAUCUGCCUGCGACAAAACUAUAGUGUGUUAAAAGAAUUUAUUAACCUUAUAUUGCUUAUAAAUGCUAAAUAGUGGUUUAAAUAAAGUGAAAUAAAGUAAAUGUGCUCUGAAUCUCCCACGUGUCUGGAUGAUAAGGACUGUAAACUAAAACUGAUAAGCUACAAAUAAAAACAAAUACCAAACAUUUGGCCUUAUUAUAAUUCAAGCCAAAAUACUGUAUAUUGAACUGUAGAGACCAGUAUCCCUGCAGCAAAAUGUAUAAUUAACCGGUAACCCAAGGUGAUAUUUUGGCAGCAAUUGGAAAGCCUUCUUGUUAGAUUCUAUAUAACUAAAUGGCCAUAGUUUCAGAACUCUCCAGCUGCUGCUGCUACAGUUGUCACUGGGUCAAUUCCCUUAUUUGAUCAUUCCCCCUUCCUUGA
This is a messenger RNA of Monopterus albus (swamp eel), 2596 nucleotides long. RefSeq names its product reticulophagy regulator 1 (gene retreg1). Gene Ontology annotation, cellular component: endoplasmic reticulum membrane. The transcript is spliced from 9 exons. NCBI's taxonomy places the organism in Eukaryota, Metazoa, Chordata, Actinopteri, Synbranchiformes, Synbranchidae. The record is from RefSeq and is a predicted model, not a curated record. Gene Ontology annotation, biological process: reticulophagy; negative regulation of neuron apoptotic process. The annotation marks the transcript as partial.